AUGGACUAUGAAUAGAAUAAUUAUUAGGCAUUUGAAAUUGAGAUUGUAGAUACUGAGCAAGAAAGAAUUGAGAAUGCUAGACUAAGUUUUAUCAGAAAGGUAAAAUAUUGGGAAUAAUGAGGUGUUUUUGAUAAUUUUACUUCAAAUAGGAUUUACUUUUAUGACAACAAUAGCAGCUUAUUCUCAAAAUACAAUAAUAGAAUACUUAAGCUAUCGACCAUUCUUAUUUUGGAUAUUUAUAGUUAUAUUGAUCUUAGUAAUAUUUUUGCUAAUGAGUUUUUAAAAGUAAAUUAAGAUAUAAAUAAAGAUUAGCUAAACAAUAUCCAUAUAAUUAUAUUUGUUAUAGUUGCUUUACACUCUCGAUCUCAUACAUAUUCAUUUAUAGUACAUAUCAUUACCCUAAAUAUUCAAAUCAUUUAAUAGCAUUAAUAACCCUUUAAAUUGGCGUUAUAAUUUCACUUCUCAGUUACUCUUAUUUUGCAACAGAAGAAAUCAAUCAAAAUAAAGGAUUAAUCUAUAUCGUAAUCACAAUUACUUCACUCUUUAUUUUGUUAUUCCUAUACUUGAGAUUAUCCUUGAUAUUUUUAUUUAUUUUGUCAUUCCUCAUUAUUUUGUAUGGUUUGCAUAUUCUAAUCGAUACAUUACUUAUUGUAAAUGGAGAAGUAAGAAUAAGAUAAUAAUAAUAUUAGAAACAUGAAUUAGAUAUUGAUGACUACAUUAUUGCAGCCUUGAUGACAUAAGUCGACAUUAUUGGAUUAAUUUCAAUACUUUAUCAAAAGAUCCUUUCUUAAAUAACAAAGAUUUAAAUCAACAGUAACUGA
Molecule: messenger RNA, 821 nt
Organism: Paramecium sonneborni
Lineage: Eukaryota; Ciliophora; Oligohymenophorea; Peniculida; Parameciidae
Source: the annotation of a GenBank genome assembly